Molecule: messenger RNA, 1496 nt
Organism: Oncorhynchus masou masou (cherry salmon)
Lineage: Eukaryota; Metazoa; Chordata; Actinopteri; Salmoniformes; Salmonidae
Product: cerebellin-2-like
Exons: 3
Coding region: 63-653 (196 amino acids)
Biological process (GO): maintenance of synapse structure
Cellular component (GO): synapse
Molecular function (GO): protein binding
Source: RefSeq, a predicted model, not a curated record
UGCCACAAAACUGAUAAUCAGAGCAAUCGCAAACCAUAAACUGUUUUACAGUUUAGAAGACAAUGUUUCUUCGAUUUUGUACCAUGAUAUCAUUGGUCCUCCUAGGAUUUGGCGUUGCCUUUUCGCUGGGACAGAAUUACACAGAACCUCUUGUUUUGGAGGGAAAGUGUCUGGUGGUUUGCGAUGCGAACCCGUCUGUAGAGGGAGCAUUGACCUCUUCCUUCGGGAUAUCUGUCCGGGCAAGCGGUACUAAAGUGGCUUUCUCUGCACUCAGGGGAACGAACCACGAACCAUCUGAUAUGAGCAAUACGUCUCCGACCAUCUACUUUGACCAGGUAUUAGUGAACAUUGGCAACCAUUUCAAGCUGCAAGCGAGUGUAUUUCAAGCACCAAGAAGAGGCAUUUACAGUUUUAGCUUCCAUGUGGUGAAGGUUUACAACCGACAGACUAUACAGGUAAACUUGAUGCACAAUGAAUACCCUAUAAUAUCAGCUUUCGCCGGGGACCAUGAUGUCACUCGAGAGGCUGCGAGCAAUUCAGUCCUUCUGCACCUGGAACGGGAGGACAAACUCUACUUGAAGCUUGAGAGGGGGGAUCUAAUGGGUGGCUGGAGGUACUCAACGUUUUCUGGAUUCUUGGUGUUUCCACUCUAAUCACAACUCUCAAAUCAAGUGACUUUUUUAUUUUCUUCAAGGACGUUGGCCGCCCAUAUCUGGACUUAAAUUAUGAAGACAUGUAUAUCUGACUGUGAGAUGAAGUAGGCUAUUUUGGCAAUUUAUGACGAAAUUAUUCCGUGCUAUGAGGUUGGGAUUUGUAUUGCUGAAUGUGACUGAUUGUUGGUAUGAUAUUAUAGAAACUGCGAAGAGUAGCCUAUUCAAGCGUUUGUCAGUUGCGCCCAUUCAGUAGCUAUCCAUGGUCCUGAGACCGUAGACACACGGUAGCUGUCUGUUGAAACCACAAAACGCAUAUCAAGCGUACAGAGCCAAUAGCUGGCAAUUGAGUGUUGGCUCUAGUGUCAACGUUGUUGCAGUAGUGCCAUUGAAAUAUUGUAAUCAAAUAACAUUUUCCAAAGGUGUGCAAAUGCAGGCUAGCUGGCAUUUGGACCUAUAUUUCACAUUGAUACAGUGUUAAUUUUGGCAUUUUUUAAAGGGUUUAGUCCAGUCUUAGUCACUUUGUAAUAACAUCCAAAUCAAAUCAAAUGUUAUUGGUCACAUACACGUGUUUAGCAGUUGUUAUCGCAGGUGUAGCGAAAUGCUUAUGCUAGUUCUGACAGUGCAACAUUACAACAUUAAGUCACAUUUGUGUCAUUUGAAUAAUGAUUAAGUCUGGUCAUUGUCAAACAGUGCACCAUUUUCGUAAACUAAAUUCCCUUUAAUUUCAGUCACAUUUUAGUCACAUCACAUUUGUUUUGUCUCAUUAACCUAUAGUAAACAUAAAUCACUGACUCCCAUGUGCACAAACAUACAUAACCUUGUCCCACCAACAUAUUUUUAUGC